Molecule: messenger RNA, 469 nt
Organism: Antrostomus carolinensis (chuck-will's-widow)
Lineage: Eukaryota; Metazoa; Chordata; Aves; Caprimulgiformes; Caprimulgidae
Product: SPRY domain-containing SOCS box protein 3-like
Exons: 3
Biological process (GO): proteasome-mediated ubiquitin-dependent protein catabolic process
Cellular component (GO): SCF ubiquitin ligase complex
Source: RefSeq, a predicted model, not a curated record
CACAGCGACUCGGAUUCAGAGCCAGAGUUUUCCUCCCUCUCACCCUCCAUCCCAAGCGCCAUCCCUGUGACCGGAGAGUCCUACUGCAACUGUGAGAACCAGAGUGAAGCACCCUACUGCUCCAGCCUGCACGCCCUCCACCGCGUCAAGGACUGCCAGUGCGGCGAGGAGGACGACUAUUUUGACUGGGUGUGGGACGACCUGAACAAGUCGACAGCCACUUUGCUGAGCUGUGACAACCGCAAGGUGAACUUCCACAUGGAGUACAGCUGUGGCACGGCCGCCAUCCGCGGGAACAAGGAGCUGGCAGACGGGCAGCACUUCUGGGAGAUCAAGAUGACCUCCCCAGUCUACGGCACAGACAUGAUGGUGGGAAUUGGGACGUCGGAUGUGAACCUGGACAAGUACCGGCACACCUUCUGCAGCCUGUUGGGCAAGGAUGAAGACAGCUGGGGACUGUCCUACACAG